AUGUAUCAUACUAUGUAUCCACCACAAAUAAUGGUGCAGAUAAUGGGUGGCCAACAGGCAAAUGGACAGUGUCCACCAGUUCAGUCACAUACAAUGCACAUUCAAGGUGCAAGUGCGUUCCAUCAGGCAGAAUAUGCAAAAUAUCGUACAGAUGCUUGUUCACAGAACAGACAUCAAAUGAUACAGACAGGAUCUUAUCCGUUGGAGCUAUUGCAAUUGAUGGGGGUUGAGGUACCAUCUUUACGACAUAUAGAGUAUAUGCAGUCAAAUAAUGGCACACAACCAGGACAUUGGCAAAGACGUGUGAAUACAUCAAAUAAUACAGCUAUUAUAGCUUCUCCACAUCUUGUUUUUAGACCAAAUAAUAAUGGCUUGGCAAGUAAAAAAUCAAACUGGUAUAAUAAAUUGAGUAAAAAGACUUCUUUUCGAGAUUCCUUCAUAAAUAAUGAAAAGUAUGGCAGUGAUAGUGGCUUUAGUUCACGAUCUCCAACACCAAAUAAACAUCACAUUGAUAGUAGUCAAACAGAGAGUUCAGAUGAACGAGAUUCUGUAAUUUCUUCAGUGGAACAAAGUAUGAAGAAAUUAUUUUGUUCCAGAAAAUCGCACAAGAUACAUCCAAAUAAUGUUACAAAUAACAGAAUAAUGCAAUAUGGUAUAAUUUCAAAUAGUUCUAUGCAUCAAUAUUUUCAGAAUCAAAGAUCUAUUAAUUGUUACCCCACGAACAUGUCAACAUCUAGGACUCAAGUACAAACUUAUCAGAAUAAAAGAAGGUAUCAUUCAGGAAGAAAUAGUCCACCUCCUCAAAGAUUACCAAGAAAUAAAAGAUAUAUGGGAUUGCUGUCACCUAAUUACCACACAUUUCCCAGAUAUGGUAUUGCGCCAGAUCGAUUCUUAGCUAGAUCACAUUUAGUUGAAGUAACUCAUACACCAGAUGAUUUAUUUAAUGGAUCGAUUUGGGAUAGACUUUCAAAAGAAAUUUGGUCAAAGUUUAUGUUAAAUCAGCAGACUGAGACUGUUUAUAGAAACAAGAUGAUGCUGUGGAGAUAUCUUUAUGUUUAUAUUAAGACUGCAUUUCCAAAAUAUGGGUUAUUUUUGGUAGGCUCUACAAUGAAUGGUUUUGGAUCAGAUAAUAGUGAUGUUGACAUGUGUCUUUUAGUGAGGCAUACAGAAAUGGAUCAGAGGAAUGAAGCUAUUGGACAUUUAGAACAAAUAUUAAAAUGCCUUAAAAGAUGUGAUUUUAUAGAACAAUUAGAACUUAUACAAGCGAAAGUACCAAUUCUGAAGUUCCAUGAUUCAAUACAAAAUUUAGAAGUUGAUUUAAAUUGUAAUAAUGCUGUUGGUAUUCGGAAUACUCAUCUUCUUUAUUGUUAUUCACGAAUUGAUUGGAGAGUGAGACCAUUGGUACUUGUGGUUAAACUUUGGGCACAAUCUCAGGAUAUUAAUGAUGCCAAAAACAUGACAAUAUCCAGUUAUUCCUUAGUUCUUAUGGUCAUUCAUUUUUUGCAAUGUGGUGUUAAUCCACCGGUUUUACCUUGUUUACAUUCCCUUUACGAGGGUAAAUUCACACCACACACAGACAUCCAUUGCAUAGAUAUUCAAGAAGAAUUAGACAUUCCAGUUUCCAUACUUCGACCUAAGAAUCGACAAUCGUUAGGGGAAUUGUUCAUCGAAUUUUUUCGAUAUUAUGUCAUGUUCGAUUUCAAUCAAUAUGCGAUAUCAAUUCGUUUAGCUAACAAAAUACCAAUAGAAGACUGUCGAAGAGCUCGAUCGUAUAAAAAUGACCCUCAUCAAUGGAAGUAUUUGUGUAUUGAAGAACCAUUCGAUCUAACUAACACUGCUAGAUCAGUUUACGAUCCAGAUGUUUUUGCGAGGAUCAAACAUAUAUUCGAUUGUACAUACCAAAACUUAAAGGAACACCAUGACCUAGCCAGGAUAUUCAUCAAGGUGGAUUCUGUUUCACCGUAUAUUGUGACAUAA
Molecule: messenger RNA, 1977 nt
Organism: Eufriesea mexicana
Lineage: Eukaryota; Metazoa; Arthropoda; Insecta; Hymenoptera; Apidae
Product: poly(A) RNA polymerase gld-2 homolog A
Exons: 10
Coding region: 1-1977 (658 amino acids)
Biological process (GO): RNA 3'-end processing
Molecular function (GO): poly(A) RNA polymerase activity
Source: RefSeq, a predicted model, not a curated record